GAUGUGUCCUAUGGUCUAGGGAAAGGAUGAAGGUAUAAUAUUUUGUGGUCGUCUGAGAAAACAAAAAGUAUGCGUCCCAAUAGCAGUCACAAAUAGUCUGACGACAGGGUAUGUUACUAUAUAUGACUCAGAUCCGUCAACUCAAUGGAAGUAGCAGUCAAAAAAGCCGUACUAUCGAUUGGCUGUCAACGUCCUCAAACGGCAGCUUAAAAAAAUUAAUGUCCUUGUCUGGAAUUGAUUUUUCCGCUUGGACUUAUUUCACCUCUUUGGUGUAUGGUGUCUGUAUGAUUGCUCUUGGAGAAAUAAAGAGACCGAGGGACGAAGCCAAUUGGGUCUGACGGUACGACCGCAGGGACCAACAAAUAUAUACAGUGUACGGUACCAAUAAUAUAAGCUAUUAAGGUGACCAGGGUCCGCGAGACACGGCGGGUCUAGAGGUGAGUAGA
This is a messenger RNA of Xylona heveae TC161, 446 nucleotides long. RefSeq lists its product as hypothetical. NCBI's taxonomy places the organism in Eukaryota, Fungi, Ascomycota, Xylonomycetes, Xylonales, Xylonaceae. The record is from RefSeq and is a predicted model, not a curated record. The transcript has a single exon. Bases 111 to 338 code for a protein of 75 amino acids.